This is a messenger RNA of Acanthopagrus latus (yellowfin seabream), 2108 nucleotides long. RefSeq names its product midnolin-like. Lineage: Eukaryota; Metazoa; Chordata; Actinopteri; Spariformes; Sparidae. The record is from RefSeq and is a predicted model, not a curated record. Gene Ontology annotation, molecular function: protein binding. Gene Ontology annotation, cellular component: nucleus. The transcript is spliced from 7 exons. The coding region runs from base 218 to 1657 and encodes 479 amino acids.
CACUCGGUGGAGUAGAGCUGCGACUGUCACGGUGGGAAAGAGGAACCAGCACCGGCUGCUGAGAGUGAAGCGAUCUGUCAUCUGAACUCCGGAGUGUUUAGAGAAGCGUCGACACUCUUUCACUCAGGAAUGAGGAGCGAGAACAACAAGUUAAAUUCAAUCUGACGACCAGAAUCUGAUUAUUUUUACUCGGACAGUUCACAGUAAGUCAGCUUGUAUGGAGCAGCAGCAGCAGCAGCAGCAGCAGCAGCAGCGGGGCCUCUGUAGCUUCACCCCGGGCAGGUCUGCAUGCUGCGGGGAGGGAGCCUCCACCAAUCAGCCCACCAUGCGUCUGUCCGUCAUCUCCACCACCGGCAGCCCGGUGGAGCUCACUGUCCCCCGGGGAGAGACUGUGGAGGGACUGAGGACGCAUGUCUCCCAAAAACUCAGACUGCAAACUGACAGAAUCGUCCUCCUGUACAGAGACAGGCAGCUGACUGCAGGCAGGCUGUUGGACCUGGGUGUAGCAGAUGGCAGCAAACUGACCCUGGUACCUGUCAUCGAAGCUGGUUUAGUAUGUUCCACUGUCAGAGCUGAGAGAACCAUGAUGGACGUUUUGGAAAGUUUAACAGAAGUGCAGAUCAGUGACUUCCUGUCUGGGCGCUCACCUCUGACCAUCAACCUCGGAGUCGGCGCCCAUGUGAUGUACGUUCAGCUCCAGCUGUCUGCACAGAACGUGGCGGACCUGCAGCAGCACCAGGACUUCAGAGCUGGAAGCAGAACGUGUCUGCCCACUGCAGACAGGAUGAGCCACCCUGACUCUUUUUCCCAAACCUCCACUACAGCCCCGGACUCCUCUGACUCUACAUCCUCAGUCCAAAUUAGAUCUCAAACGGCAAGAACUUCCUCUGACUCGACAGCUCCCGCCUCUGCUCCUGCUGUGAGCUGCCAUCCUCACUCAUCUCCACAUCAGUCCAGUCCUCCCCACUCCACACACACAUCUUCUGACAGGAUUUCAGCCCCAACUUUGCCGACUGGUUGUCCACAUCCCAGCUCUCCUCGGCAAGCAGCCACACCGGUCUGUUCAGCUACUCCCACAGGCUCCAUUCCUGGACCCAGGAGCCCAGUGCCAGCCUCAACCUUCAGAGAGAGUGACACUCAUGCCUCAUCCACUGCAGAACCUUGCAAGCAGCCAGGAGCAGUCAUAGAAAGCUUUGUGAACCACUCUCCGGGCGUCUUCUCCGGGACUUUCUCUGGCACUCUGGCCCCUUGCAGUCAGACCGGCAUCAGUCAUCCUCGGAGCGGCAUCACCAUCAUUCUCCAGAUCCUCAACGACUUGCUCAGAGCUGCCUGCCACCACCAGGGGGCUCCACGCACCCUCUCCCAGCUCCACUGUCCUGCUUCAAACCCUGCAGUCAGCCAGCUGCCUACAGCAGAGGAGCAGAACAAAGCCAGCAGCCAAACACUGGUGGACCAGAGGACCGAGCACCUCGGCAAAACUCCAGGUAAGGAGAGCCGACCCCUCCACUCUUCCACACAGGAGAAUCAAGCAUUGCACAGUAAGCUGGAGCGGCUGCAGUUUUUGAUGCACCAGAGGCGUCUUCGCAGGCGGACUCGCAAGAACUGGCACCACUCGCAAACGUCUCACCCAUACCAGCACCGUCACCAUCGUCCUUAGUCUCCUGGACGGAGAAAGAUCCACCCACUGUGAUAGAAGUGGUAGCUCUUUACUGAGCGAGGCUGCCUCAUGGAACUAUGUAUACUGCAGGCCGGAGCUGAUAUCUGGCCUUGAGGAGUAGAUGCAGCAAAGAGAAGUGUCAGAUUUCUGUGGCCGUCACUGUAUUCAACAUGUUAUGUCAUGUAACACAAUGGCUCUCACUGUCAUGUAGCCCGUCACAAAAGGUUUCGAUGUACAUUUUCAUGUUCUGCAUCUCGGUGUUUUGUACAAAGACUGUCUGUAUGUAUUUUAAUGCCUUAACUGUAUGUGUCUUGAAUGUUAACUGUAUGUUUUGUUCUGUGCAGGAGAUGCUCCUCUAAAAUGUUUUACUUAUGCAAUAUAAACAUUGUAAACAGAAAGAAGGAAAAAAAAAUAUGCAAAGAAUAAAAACCUUCAACAAAUGUUUAAAGAC